Cantharellus anzutake is the source of this 555-nucleotide messenger RNA. Its product is annotated as P-loop containing nucleoside triphosphate hydrolase protein. Gene Ontology annotation, molecular function: 3'-5' DNA helicase activity; four-way junction helicase activity. Gene Ontology annotation, cellular component: cytoplasm; chromosome; nucleus. The transcript is spliced from 2 exons. NCBI's taxonomy places the organism in Eukaryota, Fungi, Basidiomycota, Agaricomycetes, Cantharellales, Hydnaceae. Gene Ontology annotation, biological process: double-strand break repair via homologous recombination; telomere maintenance. The record is from RefSeq and is a predicted model, not a curated record. The annotation marks the transcript as partial.
UUUCCUAAAUCUGUUCCUUUCCUUGCCACCUCCGCCACCCUUACUCCCAGCGCUCUGUCAUCAACCAUGACCUCCCUCCAUCUUCACGGCACAAGCACAUACAUACUGAACCUCGGCAACGACCGACCAAAUGUCACAAUGGAGCUUCGGACUAUGCAUGGCAAUGUGUGGAACCCGGAGGACCUCUAUGAUAUUUGGCAGGAGGCACUGGGAGGAUGCAUUGAACGUCGUAUGGUGUUUGUCAAUGAGACAAAAACUGCCCAGAUCCUGUGCCGCAUCAUCUGCGAGGGCUUGCCUGAGUGCCAUAGAGGGGAAGUUGACUCGUAUUUUGCGCUCCGAGGCCCAAAGACCAAACUACACAUCAUGGAGCAGUUUAGGAAGGGGAAGGUGAAUGUCUUGUUCACUACAGAGGCUGCUGGAAUGGGUUGUGAUAUUCCUGAUGUGAAGAUAGUCAUACAGUUUGGAGCCCCGAAGACACUAGCUAUUUGGGUUCAACGUGCUGGCCGUGCUGGUCGAUCUCCACUUAUACAGGCACGAGCAAUUUUGCUCUUUGAA